Molecule: messenger RNA, 1743 nt
Organism: Patella vulgata (common limpet)
Lineage: Eukaryota; Metazoa; Mollusca; Gastropoda; Patellidae
Exons: 5
Coding region: 40-621 (193 amino acids)
Source: RefSeq, a predicted model, not a curated record
CAUUUUGAGUCACGUGAUCUAUCAUGUGAUAAGAAACUUAUGCAACCUGAGGAGUUCACGUACUGUAAACUUGGCAAAAGAAAUUCGAAUAGAAGCAGGAACCGAGUCUGUUCGUGGUUUGUACAACACCGAGUGAAAAUCAUGCUUGCCCUAUCAGCCCUUCUUGUUUUGUGUGUCGCUUCCGGUGUUUUUUGCGGACCAUUUCAUGCGUCUUGUAAAGUUGACUGGGAAACAACCGGAAAGUGUAGUGCAGUUCAAACAAAGAUUGUGAACCAGAUUAAAGCAUGGAAUGGACAAUCUGGUUGUGAUAAUGGAGGUGAAAAAUGUCUUUACAGUCUUGUUUCACAGUCCAGCACUCAAGUUAAAGCUAUGCAUGAAACCCCUGUAAAACAUUACAAAGAUGAUCUGACUUUCACCUUCUCACAAAAUGGCAAUGUUUGUCAAAUUCAUGGUUACAGUAGAUCUGAAACUUGGUAUGCUGUCUUGGAUUAUGGUACCAACUACUGUAACUUACAUAAUCUCAUCACAGGAGCAGGAGUAGACAAGAUGGCGGGCUACAAGGAAACUACCAGUGACUCCACCUGUACACAAUUUAGUUCUGCUGAUUGUUCAAAAUAUUAAAUAUUGCAUUAAAAAAUAUCUCUACCUGUCCAAAUUACAUAACAACAAUACUUUAAUUAUAAAUGACUUUAUGCAAAUCAGAAUAAUUUGUGGUCAUUGAUCCGCCUUUAAUCCUAAUUAUUAGAUAUGGUAAUUUAGUAAAUAUAAGCUCUUGAAUAAGAUCCCUGGAUAUUGUCACUAACCAUCACAUGUCAGCUUUUGUAAAUACUUUAAUUAUUAUGUCAGUUAAAAUCUUGUGUCGGCUCAUGAAAAUACUUUAAAUCUUAUGUUGGCCCAUGGAAGUACUUUGAAUAUCAUGUUGGCUCAUGGAAGUACUUUAAAUCUCAUGUCAGCUCAUGGAAAUACUUUAAACCCCAUGUCGGCCCAAGGAAAUUCUUUAAAUCUCAUGUCGGCUCAUGGAAACUCGUUAAUAUUCAUGUCAGCUCAUGGAAAUACUUUAAACUCCAUGUUGGCUCAUGGAAAUACUUUAAUUCCCAUGUUGGCUCAUGGAAAUACUUUAGACCCCUUUGAGAAGCUGACGGCUACAUGUCUUGUCCCCAUAUGUUUAUAUUUAUUGGUAAUAAUCAAGCCAAGUAUAAUCCACAGAUCAAUACACAUCUUUACCUGAAAUUAACUGUAGUACACCAGAAAGCAAUGGUUCUCCAAAUCCAAUUUACAAACAAAAUGUGUUCUGUAGCAGUUGCAGAUUACAGCAGAUUUCAAAUCCCACUUGAAAGGUUUUGGGGUUUAACAUUCUAAUGAUAUGCUCCAACUGAGCUAAUGAAGAUAGGACUGGACAGUGGCUCUAUAACAAUUUCCAACUGCCAAGGGUUCUUUUGCUUGCACACAUUGUGUACACGGGACCUCAGUUUUUCGUCCCAUCUCAACAACUAUGUAUUGUCCCUCGCCAAAUUCUGCUGGAAAAUCAAGAUGAAUUUUCCCCAGCCAACACAGGGAUCGAGCCAAUGCCUUAUACACUGAGCCACCGCGACUCCAAAUUGUAAAAUAAAGAUUAAAUCAUGUCACUAUGUAAAUAAAUGUAGGAUAAAAUAAAUGUUUAUAAUUUUUAUAUAACAGGUUUCUACAUAAAUAAUGCUGUAUAUAUUUUUUUGUGUAAAAAAUAAAUAAAUCUUAUGUCAUUAA